GAAAGCCCAAAAAAGAAGAAAAUGAGCCACGAAGGCUUCGGCUAUAUCAAGGACGAAGUAGCCCGCAGACAUUACCGGCUCGAAGCGUGCUGGUGGCGAGCUUGGGGGAGGCCUAAGCACAAAGAAGCCCACAACUGCCACUAAGGCGGUUGGCAGGAAAAACAUUACGAAGCCUCGAAAUGGGCCAAUGAAGAAGACGUCUAAGCCAACUGGAUGCUCGGAGAAAAAUAAAGCACGCGAGUAGCAAAUUGGCUCAGGCAAAGAGGUCACCACGCAAGCCAGCGACCUUAGAAAAGAAGUGGCCAAAUGCUUGGCCAAGAAGAAAUCCGCUUCUGUUGGCGAGGCAAGUGAUUCUAGGGGGAGUAAACUUGGCUCAUCCCAACCAAAAAGUAAGGAGACAAACGAAACAGCCCAAGCUAUGGUCGAUGGGCUGAUCAACCAACUCCCUGACCAUAUCGAUGUUGGGGCCACAGUGGCUAGGGAUUGCGUUACCCUAUGAACAUUCGUGGCUGUCAAGGACUCGUCUCCCUCUCAUAUGUUAGCUUUAACUUGCAACUACGUGGUGAAGGCUGUCAUGGCAAGCAAACUUCUUUACGAGGAAUGCAACGACACUUUAGAAGCAAACCACCAAAAAUGGAAGGCUAUAGAGACAGUGAAGGAGGAUGCUCUGGCUAGGGCCAAGCUUGCAGAGAAAGAGAAGAAGGCUAGAAGCGCUGAUCUCGAGCGGCUCAAGGGGGAAGUCGCAACCUUUCAGGUCAAGGAAAGGGAAUUCCUUGACAAGCUUAAAGUGAGUAAGAACGCUCGAGUUAAGGCAGCAAAGGUCGCAGAGGCUUUGGCGUAACAGCAGGGUGCCAACAACAAACUGAAUUCUAAGCUAUCCUCGGCUUAGAAAGUUACCACAAACUGGGAGGCCAAGUCCAAACAGUCUUCGCUCGACCUUGGCCGGGAGUUGGCAGGUCGCCAAGAGGCCAAAGUUGAGGCUAGAUAGCUCAGGCUUCGGAUUGACGAGUUGAACGAGGCUAUUACUACUCAGGUAUGGGAAACAUCCGUCUUUCUUGUCCGAAAAUUGUAGGAAGCCCAUCCUUCGAUUGACUUCUCUUUCCUUCCCCAAGCUUAUCAGAAGGAAGUGGAAAAGAUAAAGGUCGAAGCUCGGGGGGAAACCAAUGUUUACUCGGAUGAGUCCAAGGAAGAGGGCAAGGACCAAGAAGAGAUCGAGCCCUAGCUCCGGGUCGAGGAUCCAACUCCCCUGAACAUGAUUCCACUAGCUAAGGUUCCCGACCUUGGAGAGGAAGUCAUCGUUCCUCCUAUUAACGAGCCAUCUCUUCCUCUCGAUGAAGCUCCUGCUCCCUU
Messenger RNA from Pistacia vera, 1350 nucleotides. RefSeq lists its product as uncharacterized. Lineage: Eukaryota; Viridiplantae; Streptophyta; Magnoliopsida; Sapindales; Anacardiaceae. The transcript has 2 exons. The coding region runs from base 536 to 841 and encodes 101 amino acids. The record is from RefSeq and is a predicted model, not a curated record.